This is a messenger RNA of Anguilla rostrata (American eel), 4670 nucleotides long. Its product is annotated as zinc finger protein ZXDC. NCBI's taxonomy places the organism in Eukaryota, Metazoa, Chordata, Actinopteri, Anguilliformes, Anguillidae. The coding region runs from base 46 to 3843 and encodes 1265 amino acids. The record is from RefSeq and is a predicted model, not a curated record. Gene Ontology annotation, biological process: regulation of transcription by RNA polymerase II. Gene Ontology annotation, molecular function: transcription coregulator activity. The transcript is spliced from 10 exons. Gene Ontology annotation, cellular component: nucleus.
GUGGAGGGCGGGCCUUUCGUCCGCUGCUGCUACAGGGAUACCAAGAUGGAAAUUCAGGGGCUUACUAUUGCCCAAAACACACACCAUAAACAUGGCGUCUCACGUCGGACAGGGUUGUCUCCACCGGGAACAGCGACAGGCGCUCGCUGUCUCACCUUGUCAAAUAAAAUCGGAGUCAAAAACGAGCCAGAAUCACGAGAACGGGAAAGUGACAAGAACAACAACUGGCCUAAGACAUCUCCAUUUCGCCUGCUGGCAGAAAAUGGCAGCGGCGGUUGUCAGUCUCUUCUUAGGCAGAAUAGUAAAGGUAACGCACAGCAAAUACAAAGACGCACUGAACAAAGUGGACUCCGUAACGUGAUCGGUUCGCAAGGGAAAGACGUCAAGGGACAGCAAUUGCAACAAGACUGUUUGGAAACUGGGUCGAAAUCCGAGUUUGUGAGUACGGAGACCGGAAUGCAAAUGGCGCUUCCUGUCUGUGUGGUUGAAGAGAGUCACACACAACAACGGCAGCCUCAGCUUUUACGGCAACAGCACCAAGGCGGCGCUACCCUGCACAAUUCACUGCCGUGUGAGAGCGUCGCAGCUGGGAAGGCUAACAUUUACUCCGCUGCCAACAUCAACCGAAAGGACAACGAGGAAUUUUAUGUGGUUUUCAACAUCGUUCAGGAGGCUGACAGCAACGGCUCUAACAAAGAAAUGGGCCGAUCAGUCUUGCUCUCUAAAGACGGGAGGAGGCUGAUUGGUAAGGAUGCAGAUUCUACUUCCAAGACGAAGCCCGAUAUUUCAAUGGAGGUGCAAACCACUUCGGUUCUUAUACACCCAGAUGAGAAGUUGUUGGCUUUAACAUCCAGGAACUCCAGCGUUAGAAAACAUGUCGGCGCGCGGAACCACGGUUCUAUUGCACAGGAAAGGUGUGAGGCAACAGUGACGAACUCCAGUCAGCGGUUCGGUAUGAGUUUUGAAUCGGAUAGCAAUGUUGUUAUGGCCAACGAACGGUGCGACAAUCAGCCAUUAGAUGAAAGCUUUUCGGCUAACGAUGGCGGCACCUCGGAUCAGACGUCCGUAGAACUGCAUCAGCAGGCUGCACAAAAGUUUACAGGUGCUUUGAUUUCUGAAAACACCACUUUCACUGAAACUACACACAUGAGCGACGUCAACUCUGAUUACCUUUCUGACUACUCGGGAACCACCGUUGCCGGAGGCUCCAAUGCUACCCCUUCAGAAGAAACGUUUUCUGGGACCAUUAUGAUAAACAACCAAAGCAUUAUCGUGACCAUUGAAAACGGAGUAUUGACGUUAGCAGCGCCCCCUGACGGCCAUGCCCCCAAGGAAGAUGUGGUUAACCUGAAACAUCACCUUGGUGUGAAAGACCACCAAGACAUAGUCUUGAUUAAUUAUGAUGGCGCGACCAAAACUGCAGGGAAGAACAGUAACGUGGCCGUGGGUUCCAUCCAGUACGAAGAAUCGAGAAUGGGGGUGAGCGACUCGGGUUUGAGUCUGGAGGAGAACUGCGCCUUUCCGGACGCUGGUUCCGCCUUGGACUCCUGCACCUCCACCAAAGAGCAAGAGGACGGGACGCUAUGUCCCUUAGGCGACGGGGGCGUGAUGCAAACGGGGUUCAUCGUGUGCGACAGCGACCUGGCUCCCCUAAAGCUGGGGGGAACGAUGGCGUCGAAGAAGGGUUCCCGGACCAAGUACAGGUGCCCGCAGCCGGAGUGCGUGGAGAUCUUCGACGCCAAGCACAAGCUGAAGAUACACCUGAUCUCCCACACCGACGACCAGAGGCCCUUCAAGUGCACCAUGGAGGACUGCGGCUGGUCCUUCACCACCUCCUACAAGCUCAAGCGCCACCUGCAGUCCCACGACAAGGUGCGCCCCUUCACCUGCGAGUGGGAGAACUGCGGGCGCAAGUUCACCACGGUGUACAACCUGAAGGCGCACGUCAAGGUGCACGACCAGGAGAACGCGUUCGCCUGCGACAUCUGCAGCGAGCGCUUCCGGAGCGCCACCAAGCUGACCAAUCACCAGCGGGCCCACUUCGAACCGGAGAGGCCUCAUAAAUGCGAGUUUCCAGGCUGUGAGAAGACCUUCAUCACCUUUAGUGCCCUGUUCUCCCACAACCGCACGCACUUCCGGGAGAUAGGCCAGUUCACCUGCACCUUCCCUGGCUGCGACAAGCGCUACGACAAGGCCUGCCGCCUCAAGAUCCACCUGCGCAGCCACACAGGAGAGAGGCCCUUCAUGUGUGACUCUGAGGGGUGUGGCUGGUCCUUCACCAGCAUGUCCAAACUGCUCCGGCACAAGAGGAAGCACGACGACGACCGGCGUUUCACCUGUCCGGAGGAGGGGUGCGGCAAGUCGUUCACGAGGGCGGAGCACCUGAAGGGCCACAGCAUCACCCACCUGGGCACCAAGCCCUUCGAGUGCCACGUGGAAGGCUGCAGUGCUAAGUUCUCGGCGCGCAGCAGCCUGUACAUCCACUCUAAGAAGCACCUGCAGGACUCGAGCGGGCUGCGGACGCGCUGCCCCGUGGCCUCCUGCAGCAAGCACUUCUCCUCCCGCAGCAGCCUGAAGAGCCACAUGCUCAAACACCACAACCUGAGCGCCGCUGAAAAGCUGUGUUUUGUCUCAGAUGUCCUCAGCCAGCUGGAGAUGUCCACGUCCCUGACCCCCAGCAGUGAGCUGACGAGCGCCGGACAGGCGGGCGGUGCGGCGGGCGGGGCCGCGGUCGAGCUGGGCAACAUCGACCUCACCUCGCUGUUCUCCAACGUGCCUGGAGGGGGCGCCGGAGUGACCGGGCCGGCGGCGGGCCCUGGGGCCGCGGGCCUCACCAUGGACCUGUCCCUGGUCAACUCCGGCAUCCUGACCAUUGACGCGGCCUCGGUGGGGGCCACGCUGGGCGGGGCCGGGGGCGCCCUGGCGCAGGCCGUGGACCCCCUCAUCCUGGCGGCGGGGGCCGACAUUGGCCCCCACGGGCUGGACGGGGCCCUGGGGACGGGCGGGGCCGGCGGGGUGCUCCCCCAGGGGACCCUGAACCUGGACGACGUGCAGACGGUGAACCCGGAGGCCCUGGGGUCCCUGGCGGCCCUGAGCAUGCGGGGCCCCGCGGCCCCGGAGCAGCUCCACCCCCUCAGCUCCUCCAGCGCCCUGGUGGCCGACGCCCCCGCCUCCCUCACCCCCUCCAGCAGCCUGGCGGGGGCCCCCGGGCCCGAGCUCCUGUCCGCCCCGCCCAAGCCGGAGCGGGCGGGCGGGGCCCUGCUGGGGCCCGCGGACGUGCUGGGGCAGCAGGAGGGCAGUAAGGUGGUGACGCAGUUCGUCUUCUCCGGGCACGCCGGCGGCUUCAGCGCGCAGAAGGACCCCGAGCUCAGCGCAGUCUCCGCCUGCUCCUUCUUGGAGAGUGGAGGGUCUGCGAGGACUGACUACAGGGCAAUCCAGUUGGCCAAGAGGAAGAAGCAGAAAGGCCCAGCAUGUAGUCCAGGCGGUACCGGUCUCGGCCCGAGGAAGAGCAAGGGCGCGAAGAGCAGCAGCGCCACGGCGACGGCCGGCCCUGCGAGCGGCCGGUUCGGCGAGGGCGUGGCCUCGGCCAACGCCGGGCUGACCAUCCGAGACCCCGUCACCGGGGCGCAGUACGUGCAGAUCCAGCUGCUGCAGGACGACCCGGCGGGGGACGGGGACCUGGCCUUCCAGCUGAGCUCGCAGACCUCCAGCUCUCACUCACAGCUCACUGUCGACCUGCCCGUCAACAUCCUGCAGGAACCUGCUCCUACAACGGAGGACGAUGCAGGGUCAGACAACUCGCAGUUCACAGGAAGCACCAUCAACCUGCAAGACCUGGAGUGAGCCUAGACGCCUCGGUACAGGAAACAGGAAACUGAGAACAGGAAGUUGCGGCCUGAACGCAGCAAGGCGUGCACCGGACUUUGCGGCGCAGGGUUGCCGACGUUUUCUGAAUCCGGACUUGUUUGAUCGAAUCGCUUUUUUAUUUUUAAGAAAAGUAUAUUCCAAUGGAAGAUCUUUCUAAAGCAUGCCCUUUUGAUAAGGCAUGCAUUUCUAACCAUUUGUACUAUGCGAGUGUGACUUAAUUGAAUGUCAGCGCUCAUACCAUGGGACGGGAUGUUAAAAACUGUUAAAGUUUUUAGGUUUUUACUAAGAUUCUUACCUCCGCUGUGAGAAUCUGUCAUGUCAUUUCUCUUGGUUUGUUUUCAUUUUUUACACUCGGAAGCUUAUUUGGUGUUCAGAAAUCACGUUUCCUGAAAGGAAGCACUUUAAGACGUGAACAGGAGUCCGUUCGGUGCACAGAGGCCGAUGGAUGUCCUUUGCUUUUAAAUCAGCGGUCACACUCGUAUAAAUGCAUACACGGUAUCUGUUGUCUUUGCCUUACGGACAUGACAUUUAUAUUGCAAUUAACUAGAGAAAAAAAUAUAUGGUUUAUGUUGAUUAUGGUGUUUUUUAAUUUAUUUUUCUAUUGUUGCGUAUCUUACAAAAAGCUUUUUUUUUUGUUGAGAGAAUAAGGUGUGCUCCAUGUUAAUGUCAUCCAGAUAGGAAGACAAAAAUCCAGUUUGUUUUCUAUCUAUAGAGUAUCCAUAUGUAUAACUUCAUGUACUUAUUUAUUAGGUUUGGUUUACCAAAUGGAAAGUCAAAUAAAGUCCCGUUAAUGAAGCACAAGA